Molecule: messenger RNA, 1818 nt
Organism: Pieris macdunnoughi
Lineage: Eukaryota; Metazoa; Arthropoda; Insecta; Lepidoptera; Pieridae
Source: the annotation of a GenBank genome assembly
AUGUCAGCAGGCGUGUCAGAUCAGCGGAUGAAAGGGCAAGGGAAUCAAGUAUCAAAUGCACCUAAAGAGCAUCAGUUAGAACGGGGAGGUGAAGAGUUGUCAGAGGUGUCAUGGCGUCAUCAGCAGCAAGCAUCAUAUGCACCACCCAUCUCGUCAGCAACAGAUCCGUACAGCGCAGCAGGUUAUUACGGUACAACAGCACUUCCUUAUCAAGCCUUCGGAGUUGGGGAUGGAACAUGGUCUACCAAUGGCACAGACCCAAUGACUUUUCUAGGAGGAUACAAUCCUCACGAUUCAUAUGGAGUGGACGGUGUGUUCGGACCGUCGACAACCCCAUUUUCCACCGCCGCAUUUGGUCAACCGGCAUCAACAUUCAACUAUUUCCCAGGAAACGGUGAUUAUUCCACUUGGGGCCAGCUGGGUCGAGCUAAACAGUAUGACGAUUACUACAGAGCUGACGGGCUGUACGUGCCAGACGGUAUCAAAGCAGUGGAGACCGGCGUUCAGGCGCUGUCCCUCGGGGAGCACAAGCAUGACAAAGAUCGCGCCGAGCUCAAGGAUAUAUCGGGCGGAUCGCAACCCAAAAAGAUGACAUGGGCGUCCAUCGCCAGCCAACCGGCCAAGCCGGCGCCGUUGUCCCAGACUGGCGGUUUGAAGAAAAAAGGGCCGGGCAUGCCCCCACCGCCGAUAGUGCCCGGGAAGCACAAUAUGGACAUUAGCACUUGGGAUGCAGGGAAGAGCGCUCCUGUAGCCCGGUUCCGCCGCCGGCCCCCAUGCGAUGCCCUCCUCAGCAUCAGCCUCCCCCCGGCGUGGACCCACGCCCCUCGCGCCCCCAUUCCUGCUCAGCCCCGGCCUCCGCUUCCCACUCCCCCUCCGCCGUCCCUGCCCCCUCAAGUCUCCGCUCCGACCGUGCCCCACCCGGUACUCGACGAACUCCGCGUUAAAAAUGAUUACAACCCUAAAGACUUCGAUCUCACCGCCCCUCUAACCCGAUUCUUCGUCAUCAAAUCGUACUCCGAGGAUGACAUCCACCGCAGCAUCAAAUACGAGAUCUGGUGCAGCACGGAACACGGCAACAAGCGUCUCGACUCGGCUUUCCGCGAUCGCGAACGGGAGGGCGGCUGUGUGUAUCUCUUUUUCUCGGUGAACGGCAGUGGACACUUUUGCGGGAUGGCCCGUAUGGUCAGUGCGGUAGACUACAACUCAAACUCUAGCGUGUGGUCUCAGGACAAGUGGAAAGGACAGUUUCGUGUUAGGUGGAUUUACGUUAAGGACGUUCCGAACGGGCAGCUGCGUCAUAUCAAACUGGAGAACAACGAGAACAAGCCGGUGACCAACUCUCGCGAUACCCAGGAGGUGCCCCACGCGAAGGGUCUGCAAGUGUUGCGUAUAAUGCAUAGUUACUCCCACUCUACGUCGAUUUUCGACGACUUCAUCCAUUAUGAGCGUCGUCAAGAGGAGGAGGACUCGCGUAAGGUGCCACAUCCGGCUCCGGUUCAGGAGAACCAUCGCGAGGAGCACGACGGCCGUGGAUAUCGCAAUUACCGUGAUUACCGUGACAGGGAUGGCCGUGACGGUCGCGAUCAUAGGGAUGCUCGUGACGGUCGCGAUGCCCGUGACGCCCGUGACGGUCGUGAUCAUCGUGAUCAUCGUGAUCGCGACCCCAGGGACAACCGCGAUGUGAGGGAUGUAAACCGUGACUAUAAAGACGAUAGGGACGGCCGUGACAAUAGGGAUCAUGGCUAUCGUGACCGGGACAAUUACCGGCCUCAUAAGGAUCGCGAUGGUUCUCGUGGGCGUGGAAGACCUCGUAACUAG